This is a messenger RNA of Sinocyclocheilus grahami, 2321 nucleotides long. RefSeq names its product GPI mannosyltransferase 1-like. Gene Ontology annotation, cellular component: glycosylphosphatidylinositol-mannosyltransferase I complex; membrane. Gene Ontology annotation, molecular function: alpha-1,4-mannosyltransferase activity; GPI mannosyltransferase activity. Gene Ontology annotation, biological process: GPI anchor biosynthetic process. The coding region runs from base 56 to 1255 and encodes 399 amino acids. NCBI's taxonomy places the organism in Eukaryota, Metazoa, Chordata, Actinopteri, Cypriniformes, Cyprinidae. The transcript is spliced from 5 exons. The record is from RefSeq and is a predicted model, not a curated record.
GUGUGUGUGAGAGAGUGUGUGUGUGUGUGUGAGAGAGUGUGUGUGUGUGUGUGUGAUGGAUGCUCGGCUGUGUGUGCUGCUCAGCGUCGCGCUUCUCCUCCGUCUGGCGCUGCUCUGCUUCGGUGUGUAUCAGGAUCAGAAUCUGCAGCUCAAGUACACGGAUGUGGAUUAUCACGUGUUCACCGACGCCUCCAGGUUCAUCACACAGGGUCAGAGUCCGUAUGUCAGAUCCACGUACCGCUACACUCCUCUGCUGGCUCUGGUUCUGGUUCCGGGGGUUCUGCUGAGCUGGGUUCACUGCGGGAAGCUGCUGUUCGUGGGCUGUGAUCUUCUGUCCGCUCUGCUGCUCUUCAGGCUGCUGGUUCUGCGCGGCUCGACCCGGAGCUCGGCGAGGGUUCUCUGCGGUCUGUGGCUGUUUAACCCGCUGACCGUAGCUGUGUCCACCCGCGGGAGCGCCGAGUCUCUGCUGGCGGCGCUGGUUCUGUCCUCACUGCUGUGUCUGGAGUCCAGGAGACGGCUGUCUGCAGCGCUGCUGUUUGGUCUGGCCGUCCACAUGAAGAUCUACCCGGUCACUUACGCUCUGCCCAUCGCUCUGUCCCUGACCGGCGCACCGGCCCGCGGCCGAGGACUGAUCCAGAACCUGAUCCGGUGCGUCAGCAGGGAUCUGCUGCAGUUUGCAGCCGUUUCUGGAUCCGUGUUCUUCGCUCUGAACCUCAUCUUCUACAGCAUGUACGGCUGGGAUUUCCUGCAGGAGUCUUAUCUGUAUCACCUGACGCGCAGAGACAUCCGUCACAACUUCUCUCCGUACUUCUACAUGCUGUAUGUGACGGCGGAGCAUCACUGGAGCGGCGCUCUGGCGCUCGUCUGCUUUCUGCCGCAGAUGCUGCUGCUGCUGCUGUCCUCGCUGGCCUUCCGCCGCGACCUGCCCUUCUGCUGCUUCAUCCACACCGCCGUCUUCGUCAGCUUCAACAAAGUCUGCACUUCACAGUAUUUUCUGUGGUAUCUGUGUCUGCUGCCGCUGGUGUUGCCUCGACUGACGCUGGGUUUGAGACGAGGCCUCGGGCUGCUGCUGCUGUGGUUUGUGGGACAGGCGCUGUGGCUGUCGCCGGCGUAUUAUCUGGAGUUCGAGGGCUGGAACACUUUCGCUCUCAUCUGGAUCGCCGGGCUGCUGUUUCUGCUCAUAAACUCUCUCAUACUGGGACAAAUAAUCUCCCAUUACAGACCCGCAGAAGCCCUGCUGAAGAAGACCGACUGACAGACGCCUGUGAGAAAACUCCACCUGAACAUGAUCACUUCACAUGUUAUGGCAACUUGAAUAAUACUCACGUGCAAUGAUCACAUGUGAAGAUAUGUACAAGAGUGUUUCUGCAUGUCUCUGGAAUAUAUUUUUCCUGCAGAUCCUGGAGAUGGACGAGCUGAUUCAGAUGACCACUAGAUGUCGCCCUACAGCAGUUUUACAGAUCUGAUGUUGAACAAGCUGAUAGGAUUUUAAACACUUUAAACACAAACUACAUUUUAGACGGAGUCUCAACUUUUACUGGACUUACAUUUCAGACGUGUAAAUGCUUUGCGAUGGUGAUAACGAGUGUUUGUGUCCAUGCAGAAAUGAUCAUGAGUGUGAACAAACAUGUUUAUGAACGAUAUCUACACGUACAGGUGUGAGUGAAGAGACAAGCUCCGCCCACCAGACGAUGUCGGCACCAAUAGGAGUGAGUGUUGAGUGGCGGUGGGCGGGGCAUCUGAUGCGGCAGGGUUAUAUCAUCCUGAUGAAGUGUGAGCUCUGAUGAAUAAUUCUUCUGGAUUGAUGAUUUAAUCCCAGCUCCACCUCACUACAGCUGAAGCAGAUCAGGGUUAAACUGGAUUAAAUCAUCUCCACCUGCUGGGACUAGUUGGGUCUCUCUCUGUGUUUGCUUCAUUACAGCAGAACCCUGAUUUAAGCUUUAAAAAUCUUCUGUUGUCACACAAUGUUCUGGUAAACAUUUUCCCCAAAAAUACUGGCCUCUGCAGAUCUGUUUAUGUCUGACAAAUUCACUGUUAUUACUCACACACUAAUUAAAGUGUUCAAAAGGAGAAUGUGAAUCACAAGUGGAAAUAUUUCUGCCGCUAUUCAUAGCAAGACACUACAAUAGUACAUAUGCGUGGACUUUUUGUCAUACAAGAUUUUUAUUUUUAUAAAAGUAAUAAAUAUAACAGGAAGACCCACAUUUGAGUUGCUGCUUUGCAUCACUGUAUCUUCUGUUAAUAUUUAUUGCCCAUAUUGAAUGCCAGAGGCAAAACGUCAUGUUAAAACCCUUCCUGAAAAAGUGCAAAAGGUCAUUAAA